UUGGACGAGGUGUCCAGCUUGCGGAGGUGCGCGCAUCGGAACGUGCUGCCGCUUCUCGGCUAUUGCGGCUCGCCCCAGGCGGCUGGCAUCGUGACGGCGCUCAUGCGAGGCGGCUCGCUCGACGACCACCUCCUGCUCUCACCCGACGCGCGGGCGCGACUGCAGCAGCUCGGCUUCAAAGGCACUCCGGGGCUGUCGUGGUCGCAGCGACUGUCGGCUCUGUGCGACGCGGCGCGGGCGCUGGUGCACCUCCACUCGAACCUCAUUCUCCACCGCGACGUCAAGACGGCCAACAUCCUGCUCGACGGCGCGCUGCUGCCGCUGCAGACGGCGGGGGGCGAGAGGCGCGUCUACCCCGAGAUCACCCGAGAUUGCCCUAGAUUGCUCUAG
This is a messenger RNA of Emiliania huxleyi CCMP1516, 390 nucleotides long. RefSeq lists its product as hypothetical. The annotation marks the transcript as partial. Gene Ontology annotation, molecular function: ATP binding; protein kinase activity. Gene Ontology annotation, cellular component: plasma membrane. Gene Ontology annotation, biological process: protein phosphorylation. The record is from RefSeq and is a predicted model, not a curated record. NCBI's taxonomy places the organism in Eukaryota, Haptophyta, Isochrysidales, Noelaerhabdaceae. The transcript has a single exon.